Molecule: messenger RNA, 1711 nt
Organism: Syngnathus typhle (broad-nosed pipefish)
Lineage: Eukaryota; Metazoa; Chordata; Actinopteri; Syngnathiformes; Syngnathidae
Product: pancreatic secretory granule membrane major glycoprotein GP2
Exons: 9
Coding region: 328-1449 (373 amino acids)
Biological process (GO): neutrophil migration
Cellular component (GO): cell surface; apical plasma membrane
Source: RefSeq, a predicted model, not a curated record
GCAGGGGUUCCCGCAAAGCCAUAAAGAUCUUCUUUUUUUUUUUUUAAGUCUGCUGACAACAAAGAGCGGUGGCGUACAUGGUUACCGCCGCCGCACUUGUCGUCGUAGCGUGUUUACAAAAAGGGGAGUUACCUCGGACUCCCCUCGGCUCCCCCUAUUCACGCGUGGAAUCUCAUUGUUGGCCCUCGAGGACAUGAUUCAAGCUGGCCGGAGGGAGGCUCCCACUUCAUUAGAGCUGUCCCGGGGGGUGCGAGGGCGUCGGGGUGCUACGUCUUGUGGCCCUGACAGUCGGCGGCCAAACGUUCCCAGGGGUAGGAAGGAGACAAGAUGGUGAGCUUGCCGUGGACCUUGUUGCUGCUCACCUUCACAGCCGUCUCCUCCCGAGGUGAUCUGCAGACCUUCCAAGAAGAGCUGAACGAAACGGUCAUUUGCACCAAGGACCACAUGGAAGCGCUCAUCCCCAGCGCCUUCUUCCUGAACAAAGUCCCUCCCGUCUACGCCUGGGACUUGCAUCUAAACGACCCGGAUUGUCGAGGCGUGGAGGUGGGCGACGACUACGUCUUCAGCAUCAAGAGCAAUCUGUCCCACUGCGGAAGCAUCAUGACAUCGGACGCCACUCACAUCCUGUUCGUCAACACCAUCCACAACAACCACACUGAUGACAUCAUCACCCGGAAUUACAUCAACAUCACCUUUGUGUGCCGCUACCCCAUCAACUACAUGGUGCAGCAACCCAACGGGGAAAACAUGAUACGCGUGGAUGUCAGGACGAUCACGCUCAACACAGAGGACGGAAACUUCUCCGUCUCCAUGCUGCUGUACAAGGACGAGGCUUUUGAGGACAAGUGGACCACCGUCCCCUCGCUCACCCUGGACGACGACAUCUUUGUCAAAGUGUUUAUGAUACCAGCUCACCUGAUGUUGCGCAUGGAGCGAUGCUGGGCCACGCCCACCAAGGAUCCCCACAGCCACAUUCAGUACACCUUCAUUAGGGACAGCUGCCCCGUCUUGACAAACCAACAGACCCUGAGCGUGCUGAAGAACGGUCAGGGUGCCGAGGCCACGUUCAGGAUCCAGAUGUUCAAAUUCGUGGGCGGCUCCUACACCAACGUCUUCCUGCACUGCAACGUCCACAUCUGCCACAACGGCUUGUGCCAACCCAACUGCUCGGCUGAAGAAGAUAUCCUGACGAGGACGCGGCGAGACAUCCCACUGUCCCACACGGUGUCCUACGGUCCCAUCAGACGACGGUCCGACAGCGAGCGUCCCCGUUUAGGUGGACUCCCACCAGUGGAGACCUUCAUCCUGGCGGGGUUCCUGGUGGUCCUGUUGCUGGUCACGGGGGUCUUAGGGAGAUUGUGGAUUCGUUCCAGGCGCUUCUACCCGGCGGCGCGGGAGGCCCAGCUCACCCUUUCCAACAUACAUCACAUCUCCGAAGUGGCCUCAUGACUGGAUGGGAUCCAAAAAUGUUCUGCUACAUCACUACUUCAGGAUUUUUCUUCAAAUUGUGUGUAAUUAAUAUUCAAGGGAAGAAGUGAAAUACCUCAAUGUAGGUCUUUUAGUAUUUUAUACCAGUUUUUUUUUUGUGUUGUGUGUAUUGUGGGCAAAUUAGAAAUGAUAUUUAAUAUACCUCACAUAGAAUGAAAUACUUUUUUUUUAUAUAUAUAUUUAUGCUUCUUGGUGUUUUUAUAUCUCAUUUUAAUACUAAUAC